Molecule: messenger RNA, 1312 nt
Organism: Setaria italica (foxtail millet)
Lineage: Eukaryota; Viridiplantae; Streptophyta; Magnoliopsida; Poales; Poaceae
Product: phosphoenolpyruvate carboxylase kinase 1
Exons: 2
Coding region: 16-963 (315 amino acids)
Biological process (GO): peptidyl-serine phosphorylation; protein autophosphorylation; intracellular signal transduction
Cellular component (GO): nucleus; cytoplasm
Molecular function (GO): calmodulin binding; calcium-dependent protein serine/threonine kinase activity; ATP binding
Source: RefSeq, a predicted model, not a curated record
CCCCAGCCUGCGGGGAUGGAACUAUCCCGAAACCAACGGGCCGCGAAGCGAAACGGAUCUAUGAGUGAGCAGCUGAAGCGCGACUACGAAAUCGGCGAGGAGAUCGGCCGCGGCCGCUUCGGCGUGGUCCACCGCUGCGUCUCCCGCGCCACGGGCGAGCCCUUUGCCGUCAAGUCCGUCGACCGCUCCGCCCUCGCCGACGACCUGGACCGCGCGCUGGCGGAGCUGGAGCCCAAGCUGGCGCAGCUGGCCGGCGCCGGGGGCGCCAACCCGGGCGUCGUGCAGGUGCGCGCCGUGUACGAGGACGACGCCUGGACGCACACCGUCAUGGACCUCUGCACGGGGCCCGACCUGCUCGACUGGGUCCGCCUCCGCCGCGGCGCGCCCGUGCCGGAGCCCGACGCUGCGCGCGUCGUCGCCCAGCUCGCCGAGGCGCUCGCGGGGUGCCACCGCGCCGGGGUGGUCCACCGCGACGUCAAGCCCGACAACGUCCUCCUCGACCUGGACGACGACCCCGCCGGGGAGGGUGCGCCCCCGCGGGUGCGGCUCGCGGACUUCGGGUCCGCCGCGUGGCUCGGCGGCGGCGGCGGCGAGGGCGCGCGGCGCGGGAGCGUCGAGGGGCUCGUGGGCACCCCGCACUACGUGGCGCCCGAGGUGGUGGCCGGCGGCGAGUACGGCGAGAAGGUGGACGUGUGGAGCGCCGGGGUGGUGGCGUACGUGCUGCUCUCCGGCGGCGCGCUCCCGUUCGGCGGCGAGACGCCCGCGGAGGUGUUCGCGGCCGUGCUGAGGGGCAGCCUCAGAUUCCCGCCCGCGCUCUUCGCGGGGGUCUCGCCGGCGGCCAAGGACCUGAUGCGCCGGAUGAUGUGCCGCGACGCCUCCAGAAGGUUCUCCGCCGAGCAGGUCCUCAGGCACCCGUGGAUCCAGAGCGGAGGUGGCGCCCGAGAGGUGGUGCAGCCGACCUGAAUCCAUGCCGAAGCCGACCUGAUGGAUCGUGUGUUCAUCGACCUGGAAUUUUUAGUAUCCUACGAGUUUUGUCCAUAUCAGUCGACGUCUUUGUAUAUCCAGUACGCGACCUGCGUCGAGGAGUGGUGCGGAGACCGCCGCUUCGCUGCGCGUCCGGGAGUGACGGUGAUGGCUUCACCUGGCCCGUUUUUCUCUUUCGCUUUUGGGCCUUUUUUCGGCCGCCCUAUCUGCUUGAGAGAGCAAGCACCUUGCAGUAGUUUUAAGAACGUGAGGCGAUGAUGUGUGUUCGUAUGUGUAACAGCGCAUGUAAAAAUGAAUAAGAAGUGCUAGUGGAUUUGAGCUUCCUCAA